Molecule: messenger RNA, 930 nt
Organism: Leishmania braziliensis MHOM/BR/75/M2904
Lineage: Eukaryota; Euglenozoa; Kinetoplastea; Trypanosomatida; Trypanosomatidae
Product: putative ecotin
Exons: 1
Coding region: 1-930 (309 amino acids)
Molecular function (GO): serine-type endopeptidase inhibitor activity
Source: RefSeq, a predicted model, not a curated record
AUGCCCUCCCUCGAGGACUACCGCAUACCAUACCCAGCGGCCGGCCCCUGCCAGAAGCGCACGGUCAUCUACCUGCCGCAACAGGACUCCGCUGUUGAGCAGCAUCACCUGCGCGUGCAGCUCAUUCCAGGCCGCCACGUGAGAUGUGAGGAUGGCUGUUUCUAUCAGCUUACCGGUACCGUGUCGGAGGAGACGCUUCAGAGCUGGGGCUACCCGUACUACGUCGUCACGCUCGACGACAUCUACCCUGCCCAGUGCUCCCCGAGCGACCCGGCGAACCCGAGGACCUUCGUGCCGCUCCGUGAGAGCCCGAUGAUCCCCUACAAUAGCAAGCGCCCCAUUGUCGUCUACGUUCCCGAGGAUGCCGAGGUGCGCUACCGCGUCUGGUGCAGUGACGUCUUACAGGUGCAGGAAAGCCAACAGGAGCUCGAGGCCCCGGCCGUGUCCCAGUCAUGCCCCGUCCCAGUCCGAGAGAGGCAAAACAACCCCGAAGGUCACGCGCAUCCAGUGGUAGUACACUCGGUGGAGUCCCCGGAAGUCAGCGGCCACAAGGAUGGUGAUCAGCCUAUGAAGAAGUCCUCAAAGUUGAAGCAGUCCUGCAGCAACUCGUCGAGGUCGCUUAAGCACAGCGCUAGCGGAUCGUCUCCAAAGAACACACCGCUGUUCUCCAGAGAGAGUGUACCGCCGGAGCACUCUCUGUCCGCAGCUCAGCAGCGACGCCGCAGCAACGAAAACUCUGCCAUCGAUGAGACCGGUGGUGGCGCCUCGAGGAAGAAGCGCAGCGACAGUACGUCGAGCCGGAAGGACGACCAAGACAGCGGCUACGAGAAGAAGGUGAAAAACCUAUGGAACCGCGCCCGAGGUAACUCGUCGCCGAAGAGGUCCGCCUCACCAAAGAAAAGCGGCCGCGACAGCAGGAGAAACUCGUGA